Striga asiatica is the source of this 522-nucleotide messenger RNA. The record is from the annotation of a GenBank genome assembly. NCBI's taxonomy places the organism in Eukaryota, Viridiplantae, Streptophyta, Magnoliopsida, Lamiales, Orobanchaceae.
ACCAUCAAGAACUUCUGCGCCAUGUGCACCGGUGAGAAGGGCAUCAGAAUAUCCGACAAGCCCCUCCACCACAAGAGCCCGCCCGCCAGCCAGAUCGUGAUGGAGCUCUUCGUCGACGUUGUCCCGGAGACCGUCAAGUACUUCCGCGCCAUGUGCACCGGUGAGAAGGGCAUCAGAAUAUCCGACAAGCCCCUCCACCACAACAAGGGGUCAUCCUUCCAUUGUGUAAUCCCCUAUUUCAUUUGCCAGGGCGGUGACUUCACUGUAGGUAAGAGCAUCGGCAGCGAGUUGAUCUACGGUGCCAAGUUCACUGACGAGAACUUCGUGAGAAAGCACACCAGAACAAGGGUCCUGUUGAUGGCGAACGCUGGGCCAAGGACGAACGACGCACAAUUAUUCAUCUGGAGGAUGAAGUGGCUCGACGGCAAGCACGUGAUUUUUGGGCAAGUGGUGGAGGAGUACGACGUCGUAAAGGCGAUGGAGAAAGUCGGGUUGGGGAGCGGCCGGACCUCAAGGCCGGUG